GGAAUAGAAACUGAGAAAGAGAGAUGGAAAGGGGGUAUUGCUCCAGGGAAGUGCUGCCAUUUGCAGCCAUGGUUGCAGUAGAAUGCUUCAAUGUUGUCAUCAACAUUCUGUUCAAAGCAGCAACUCUGAAGGGGAUGAACUUUUAUGUCUUCAUUGCCUAUGCUUACACAAUUGCCAAUUUUGUUCUCUUACCUUUCCUCUUCCUCUUUCGCAGCUCAGCAGGUCUUCCUUCAUUCAAGUUCCCACUCAUCUCCAGAAUAUGUCUACUUGGCUUUAUUGGGGUUUUCAGCCAGAUAUUGGGAUAUAAAGGUGUAGAGUAUAGCUCUCCAACACUUGCUUCUGCCAUCAGCAACCUCACACCUGCUUUUACCUUCAUUAUUGCCAUUUUUUUCAGGAUGGAAAAGGUAGCAUUCAGAAACUCAAGUACUCAAGCAAAAAUCAUAGGGACUAUAAUCUCUAUAUCAGGUGCCUUGGUGGUUGUUCUCUAUAAAGGCCCAACUGUUUUUUACUCUGCAUCAUCCGUUUCCCUUCAAUGGCCUCUGGGGACAUCACUGUCAAAUUGGGUCAUUGGCGGUCUCUUCCUAGCUGCUGAUUACCUUUUUCUUUCAGUGUGGUACAUUGUUCAGACCCAAGCAAUGAAGAUCUACCCGGCAGAGUUCAUGGUAGUCUUCUUAUACAAUAUUUGUGGAACCAUUAUAUCUGUGCCAGUAUGCUUCAUAGCUGAACCAAACCUGAGUUCUUGGAUUCUAAGACCUAGUGUAGCAAUUGCUGCAGUCAUAUACACGGGGUUUAUUGGAGCAUUUAUCACUACCGUACACACAUGGGGUUUACAUUUGAAGGGACCUGUGUACAUAGCAAUUUUUAAGCCCUUGUCAAUUGUCGUUGCAGCUCUCAUGAGUGUUGUGUUCCUUGGUGAUGCUCUGGAUCUUGGAAGUGUAAUUGGAGCAGUGGUGAUAUCCAUUGGAUUUUAUGCUGUAUUAUGGGGAAAGUCAAAAGAAGCAUCAAUGGUGGAUGACUAUAUGAUUGAGAGCUCAAUAGCAACCUCAUUCGACAAUCAGCUUCCUUUGCUUCAAGGCUGUAAAGUUGAAAAUAUGUAGCUUAAAUAUCAGGCAAUGAAAAACGUCAGAAUUC
This is a messenger RNA of Rubroshorea leprosula, 1131 nucleotides long. Lineage: Eukaryota; Viridiplantae; Streptophyta; Magnoliopsida; Malvales; Dipterocarpaceae. The record is from the annotation of a GenBank genome assembly.